AUGCGCAAACUGUAUAGACUGAAAGACUAUAGCAAUUUGCGCAUUAUUCAUAACGUAGAUUGGAAUCACUGUUUUGUGCAAGCGUAUGAUAACGAAGCUAAUUUGAAAACAAUCAAUGAAAGGAUGACAAACUAUAUCUAUAAAAGAAAAGACAAGGCGACCGAAUCAUUUAUCAAAAGACAAAAGGCAAAGCAGAAGGUGCAGCAGAUUGUUGACAGUACAGCAUCGUCCUUGCCAGACGUUGCCUAUGAUAAGAAAUUGAAGCUUGAACAUCAGCUAUCUUCAAUCGCUCUAUCCAUCUUGUCCACGAAGGAAGAGCUUGUAGCAUUAAGAGCGAAAAUUGAAGAAGUGAGACAUCAGGCAGAACAGGAAAUCCGCUCAGGAACAGCAAACCAAUCUGUUACGAGUACUACUGCAUUCAAGGAACAAGAGUCACUGAAAAAGUUUCGACAAGUAUAUAAGCACAUUUAUCAAAUAAACAAGGCUAUUGAUUUAGCUAGUUUGUCAGUUUAA
Molecule: messenger RNA, 513 nt
Organism: Rhizopus microsporus ATCC 52813
Lineage: Eukaryota; Fungi; Mucoromycota; Mucoromycetes; Mucorales; Rhizopodaceae
Exons: 1
Coding region: 1-513 (170 amino acids)
Source: RefSeq, a predicted model, not a curated record